Messenger RNA from Dermochelys coriacea (leatherback sea turtle), 8384 nucleotides. RefSeq names its product adenylate kinase 4 (gene AK4). Lineage: Eukaryota; Metazoa; Chordata; Testudines; Dermochelyidae. Gene Ontology annotation, molecular function: ATP binding; AMP kinase activity; nucleoside diphosphate kinase activity. Gene Ontology annotation, biological process: nucleobase-containing compound metabolic process. The transcript has 7 exons. Gene Ontology annotation, cellular component: mitochondrion; cytoplasm. The record is from RefSeq and is a predicted model, not a curated record. The coding region runs from base 266 to 1102 and encodes 278 amino acids.
UGAGUUGAGUUUCGCUCCCGGAGAAGGUGGCUCUUGGGAAGUGCCGUGGGUGCAAUCCGGGUCGGGGGGGUGGGAAGGAGGGUGUGCCCGCCCCUCCCCUUGCAAGUAGUACCGACGUCGGUGGGGGUCCCUCAGGAGCCCCAGGAACUCGGUUACUCGGCGCCUUGGAGGCUACAGCCCGCAGGGGAGCGUUGCCCGCGUGCAAAGCACCGGCCGCGCGAUUUGCAGGGAUCAGCGGGGAGCUCUGAGCGCGUGAGCGGCGGCGAUGGCUUCCAAACUCCUGCGGGCCGUCGUGCUGGGCCCCCCCGGCUCUGGCAAAGGGACCGUGUGCCAGAGAAUUGCCGAGAGCUUCGGGCUCCAGCACCUUUCCAGCGGGCACUUCUUGCGGGAGAACAUCCGGGCAAAGAGCGAAGUUGGUGUCUUGGCAAAGCAAUAUUUAGAGCAAGGCCUUUUGGUACCGGAUCACGUCAUCACCAGUGUCAUGAUGAUGGAGCUGGAGAAAAAGCAGUCUCAGCAUUGGCUACUUGAUGCCACAUUAUCAUCCAUUCCCACAACCACAUAUAUCAUCUUGCUCUGGGCAAGUCUCACACUCAUACACCUGUUAGUUCUUGGAGAAUCUCUUCCUUUUUUCCCCUUUCAGAAUGAUGGUGGCAAAUUUUACUCAAUAGUUUGGGUGAGAAUCUCUACAGCAGUUGGUUUUCCUAGGACACUGGUGCAAGCUGAAGCACUUGACAGAAUCUGUGACCUGGAUCUAGUGAUCAAUUUAAACAUCCCAUUCGAGACGCUAAAAGAUCGUCUAAGCGCUCGUUGGAUUCACCCAGCUAGUGGAAGAGUGUAUAAUAGGGAGUUCAACCCACCUGAUGUACAUGGGAUCGAUGACAUCACGGGUGAACCAUUAAUCCAACGGGAAGAUGAUAAACCUGAUGCUGUUGCUGCUCGGCUAAGAAAAUACAAAGAAGCUGCAAAGCCAGUAAUAGAAUUAUACAAGAGCAGAGGUAUCCUACACUCAUUUUCUGGGACAGAGACCAACAAAAUCUGGCCUUAUGUUUACACUCUGGUUUCCAACAAGGUCCGGCCUGUCCAUUCCAAAGAAGCUAAUUAACCAUCUUAUGUAAAGGAUCAAGAAUUUAAUACGGUUGUUCAUUUUGUUUCUCUGUGCCGUAUUGGUGUUGUGCCCAGUUAGAGGAUAGUACAAUGUCUAGAACAACUUCUUGGGUUUACUGGAGUCUACAGUUCUGGAAAUGCAGUUACAGCCAGUGUCAGGGUGGAAAAGAACUCUUUCUGUAAAAGGUGAAGUCUGCUGGAGUAAGUUCUAGUUUUCAUGCUACAAAAUAUUGCUGAUGUGAUCCGGGAACCCUAAUCAAUGAUUCAGACUUAGAUAUACUCUUCAAGUCUGUCUAACCUGUCAUGGUUCCCUCCCACUUAUCCCUGAAUCCAUGUAUAUAUGCAAUGUGCUGCACCAUUGCUCCACAACACCCUUUUCCUUGAGCUAACUCUACAUAGCAACUUCUUUAUUUUCUCUGAGAAAUAAAAACCCUAAAUGCAGACUUUGACCCCAUGGGGAAUCAGUGAGUAACAUGGAAAAUAUUUACAUUGCAAAGCUCAAAUGUGAAGACAACAUGUUCAGUAUUAAUAAACAUAGAAGAAAAAAAGUUCUGGAGGUUAAAUAUAUACUUGUGCUGUCCUCAAAAAAAAUAAAAAUAAAUGCUGCUAUAUGUUCUAGUUUUCACUAAGUGGUGUAAUGUAUGCCAACCAAUAGACCAGGAAACUGAGUAAGCCUAAGUUUGUCCAUGAGAAAUGAGUUACACUAGUCUGUGCUUUGGUUGUUUAUAACUUUAACACUACAAGAUAUGGGCAUAGUAUAUUAGUUUGUCCCAAAGUUUUAUUCUAAUGUCUUUUUUGUAAUUUUAUCUGGAAAAAGUUCAUUGUAUCUAUCUAUUCUGCCUUUAUAACGGAGGUUCUUUCUUCUCUCGGUAUACAGGGGCCAUUCUGGGGGGAAAUACCCUUAGCAGGGGAUUACUUUUUCACAUAAUGAAGGAACACUUUAGGAUCUGGUCCUUCAGGUCUUACACAGACACAAUUCUCAUUGACAUCUGUUAGUUAUGCACAUGUGUUGGAUGGCAAGAGUCGCAACCAAUUGGUGGUAUUUAAGCACUUUGUGAAUCAAAAGCAAUUGUUUGUUCUUGUACAUUCCUUGAUAGUCAGGCAAAACUGACUGGUACUUUCUGUACACGUUGUUGUAGCUGUGUUGGUCUCAGGAGAUUAGGGAGACAAGGUGGGUGAGGUAAUAUCUUUUUUAUUGAAAGUUGGUCCACUAAAAGAUAAUGCUUCACCCGCCACCUGAGGUUAUGUACAGUUAAGCAUGCAGCUCACUUGCCAGAAACAUUUCCAAGCACUGAACAAAACACUGCAUUUUUCUAGAGGUGUCUCGAUUUUUACAUAGGCUUUUUUCUCUGUUCAGAUUUUUAGUUUCUGGUUACAGCUAAUGGAAUGGGAAAGCUUUACUGUAAUAUUUUUUUUUUGUCCUCUGAAGACAUUAAUUUCCAGUUUACAGCUACAGCUGCAGUGAUCUGAAACACUGUGAACUACUAGUGAUUCUUGUGGGGAGGAAAUAUAAGUGUUCCUGGAUUGACAAUGUUACAUGUGAAUGAAUUUGUUGUUAACAAACACCUUUUAAGGUGUAUGAAAUCUCUUCCUCACUUUCCUUUGUUCCUAUUUUCAUGUGUUGAGUCAUGAAGCUAGAUGUCAUGGUGGCUUUUCUAAACUGGAAUUACUGUAAAUUUGUUUGACUUGAUCUUUAAUACUUACAGUACCUAAUUAACGGGUGUGAUUUACCUCGUAAGGCCAUGUCUCCUUAAGUUGCCUUAUUUUAUAAGCUAUUUAAGAAAAACCAAGAUUGUGUAUUUUUGAGAAAUAAGAUGGAUUUUACAGAAUAGCCUUUAGAGAACUUUUUACCAAGCUGUUUCAGUCACAUAGCUUGCUACAGUCCACAGUAACCGACUAGAAGAGCUACCUCCAUAUUACAAUAGACCGGUGGUUUUCAAACUUUUUUCCCCGCGGACCAUUUGAAAAUUGCUGAGCGUCUCUGUGGACCACUUAAUGAUCUUUACAAAUGUUUUUUGUACCGUUAACUAACUAUUGUAAAGCGCUUUGGAUAAAAACGCUAUCUUAAAAAAAAAACCUUAAUUUUUAUUCUACAAAUAAAAGCACACAACUCAUAUUUUAAUAUGUUGUCUUACCUUCCCUCCACCUCCCCACCCCCCUGCUGUGGCAGCCCCCGAGCUGAGGCUGGGAAGGAGGGGGGGGAUCUCUCCCUCUUUUCCACUGUGGCAGCCCCUGAGCUGAGGCUGGGAAGGAGGACCGCCUCUCCCCAGCAGCCGCAGCCCUGGACCUGGGGAAAGUCGCCUCUUUCUCUGGCCACAACACAUCCUUGCACGUCCCAAAUUCCCCCCAAGGCCACCACCUCUCCUUACAUGUGCGUCUUCUCCAGGGUUCAGGCACCUAAUUAGUGGAGCCAAUAGCCGUAGCGUAGCCAGGAGGGGAGCAGGGGGAGCAGCCCCUCCCCCUCUGAGCACAAGUGGCACCUUUUUUAAUUUUUACUCACCCGCCACUGUUCUGGGUCUCUGGCAGCGGGGGCCUUCACGCACUCCGGCUCGGCUGGGGCCUUCAUGCGCUCCAGGUCCUUGGCGGCAUUUCAGCGGCGGGGGCCUUCAGUGCCGUCGAGGACCUGGAGCGCUGCCCAGUGAGUACAAGCGGUCGGCACUUUUUUUUUCUUAUGUCCUGCGCGGCUCCACUAAUUGGUGGGUGGCCCUUCAUUCUCUUGUGUGCGUCUGCCCAGAUGUGUACCUUAGGGAACUAUCCGCAGACCACCUGAAUGGAGCUCGCGGGCCACGGUUUGAGAACUAUGCAAUAGAAAACUUGAUUAAUUACAACAGUUAACAAGCCGGGCAAGUGUCUGCUGCUGAAAUGUCACCAUUCCUGCUUUUUGCUCUUGAAAAUGCACUCCUGAAGAGUGGCUAUAAGUUUGUAGGGGAAGGAUUCUUAGGUGGAACUUACUUUGGCUUUCUGAGGCCUGGGGAGAUUUGUCUGAGUAGAAGUCUUCUUUUUUUUUUUUUUCUUUUUUUAAAGUAAAGUCAUCCUACUUUAAUGUUUUUUCCCAGCCAGGAAGAUGCUAAUGUUUGUCUUGGCAUUCUUUUGUGAUGGGAAGACAUGAGUUAUCAGUAUGUUCGCAUCCUCCCUUCUUUUGUACCACUCACAUUACAUUUGGCCUAGUAGUGCACUAGAUUUCCACCAGCCUUAUCCUGGAUUCCAUUUUCUUCCCUAUAAAUCGUGGCCCCCUCCUGCUCCUGGCAGUAGAAGGCACACUCUGGCAGUCCCAGAGUAUUGCAACCAGUCGGCCAUUGUCAUCAGUAGCCCAUCAGACAGGCAGGCAUCCUGUGACCAUUUGCGUGUUAGCCAUGAUGAUACUGAGCAGUAUUGCACAGUACGAUUUCUUACUGGGGACUGUUGCAUUCACAGUAGUAUAAUUAGAAAGUUGGACCCUAUUUUGAUUAUAGAACCACUAUGCAAUGUGGUGAGGUCAGUGCCUUCCUAAUUGGAAUGCAUGGCUUUGGACUGGGAUCAGACAGCUUUCUAAAUGUCUUCCCUUUCUAAGUGAGACAAAGCAGAACUGCAUUGAUGUGGUAUGAAAAAGCUGAGUGAAAAACCCUAAUGGCCUGAACUGAUCUCUCCACUUGUGUAUGAGGCAGGGUUUUGAGGUGCGUAAAGGGAACAACCUAGAGGACAUGAAGAUGUGUGUGCAACCCUUCCUGGGAACCCAUGUUAUGCACCAGGAUACGUAUCAAUCCAUAGGGUUUUGGGGACAGGGCCAAGAAUGGGAGAUGUAGCAGCAGUUAUGGAUCUGCCAGGUUGGGAGGCCUGGUUCUCAGCUGCCUAUCCAUUCUCCCCAGUUGCCUUCCACUGAAAGUAAUGAUCUAAAGGAGGCACUGAGGAGUUCUAAGGCCUGCUCUCAAUGGGAGACAUCCCACUGAUUGGAGCGGAGCAGAACUGAAUUACAGGGCUAACCAGGUUCUCAACCAGGUGUGGGAGGACAGGAAGAGCAUGUGGGAGAUCUGUGCUAACUGUAUGGGUGGGGAGGUCCUUGAAGAGAUCUACCAUCCAUCUAGUUAAAACCAACUUCUAAUGGUUGGUUCUUUCCACUAACAGGACUGUACUCUAAACAAAAGAAAUGGCUUAAAUUCAUAAUAUAUGUUAGUAACAAAAGGAGUUAUUUGAAAGUAAAACUGUUGCUUGAAGAAACAAAUGAGGCUCCUGGAAAACCUCUUCUUUCGCAAAGGGGUUAGGUAAAGGGUAUUUAAAUUAUUUUAAAAUAUGCUAAUGUAGGGACAGUGGGAGUUGCUUGUGUGCACAUCUCUGACUUUUAACGCUGGUGUGCUCCACUCACUGCAUGAGACAGACCACUGCUGGAUUUCUAGCCAUGUUAGGAAUCGCAUAUGCUGUAGUAGUCCCUGUUUGUUGCCAUGAGUGUCUGUUCUGUGGGAUGAGGACCACCAGAAGGGAAGGUGCUAGGGCAGGAGUCUUCUGAGCACUCGCAUUCCCACAUGCUACUGAGAAGUAUGAUGGAGGGAGUGCUGGGUCUGGGAGAUGUAUGGAUGGAGCCCUUGAAAAGCGGCUGCUGUAGGAGGUGGCGAAGAGAAUAAAUGUGACCGGACUAAAAAUUCCUAAUAUCUGAAAUAAACUUUAUCAAAGUUGCUAAACUGAUGCAACUGUAGAGUAGGAGGAAAACACUGAUGGAAAAAUAAGUGUGUGGGAAGGGAUGCAUUUGAGAAUAUUUUCUGUUUGCCAAUAGGUGUUAAACUCCUGUUGGAAAUGCUGUGUAAUCUCCAUUUUAAGCAAGCAUUCAAAUCCAGCGUCUCAUUUCACUGCCUUUACUGUCCUACCCUCCAGUGCCAUUCAGGGGGAUAUAUUUGAACAGUGUCAUUUGGAGCUUUCAUUUGUAUCCAUUAUUUUAUUUGUUUUUUGUCUCUGUAUUGAACACAUUCAGUGUUUUAAGAGUCUUCCUUGAGACCAUUCUCCUUAUCUUUAUCAAAACCUACGAAAGUACAAAUGCUGCUGUUUCCAUUGUUUUUCAGGCUGUUGUAUUUCAUCAGACAAGAGGCUCUUUUGGGCAUCCUAUGCUGCAUCUUUCCCCUUAGGGAAAUUUAUUCUUCUAGUUAUGUAAGAUGAAUGGCUUAGAACAACAUUUGGACAUGCUAGAGCCACAACAAUUCCUAGAUGGAUGGAGACAUACACCUUUGAACUGUAGCUAGAACACCUUUCACUUUAUUAUGCCCCCCCCCACUCUCUCCAUUAGUAGCCGUAGCCAUUUUUACAUGCGUGUAGAAUAUUUCAUAUUGUGCUUUAUAAACAUUAAUUAGUCCCCAGGCAGUUCAUGCUGCCCCUAUUUUGCAGAUGGAGGUAUGUGACUAGCCAGAGGUCACUUGCUGACUUUGAGUGUGGGGCUGUAAUCCUGUGCUGAGUGCAUUGGACUACGUGUGUGUAACAUUCUGCUGAAGAAGUGACAGAACUACCUUUUGGAGGUGCGUCCAUGUCCUGUUCCCCUGCAGUAGCUGCAAACUCCAUUCUUGGUGGCCUUUCUUCUGCAAACUUUUUUUUUUUGUUAGGUUUCCUGUAAAGUUACUGAGAAGAUAAUUGUUGAAUGUCCAGGUUGUGCAUUGAUCAUAGGACUGGAAGGGACCUCGAGAGGUCAUCUAGUCCAGUCCCCUGCAUACAUGGCAGGAUUAAGUAUUAUCUAGACCAUCUCUGACAGGUGUUUAAAAAUCUCCAGUGAUGGAGAUCCCACAACCUCCCUAGGCAAUUUAGUUCAGUGCUUAAGCACCCGACAAGAAGUUUUUCCUAAUGUCCAACCUAAACUUCCCUUGCUGCAAUUUAAGCCUAUUGCUCCUUGUCCUAUCCUCAAAGGUUAAGAACAAUUUUUCUCCCUCCUCCUUGUAACAGCAUUUUAUGUACUUCAAAACUGUUAUCACGUCCCCUUUUAAUGUUCUUCGAUUUUAAAUUCACUGAUACUAUCUCCACCGCUGGCAGUUUUAAAAUCUAGAUUGUAUGUUUUUCUUAAAUACAUAGUCUGGAAAUUUUAUUUGGGUGAAGUUCUAUGGCCUGUGUUAUGCAGGAGGUCAGACUAGACGAUCACAAUGGUCCCUUCUGGCCUUGGAAUCUGUGAAUCUAUGAAAAUAGCAAUCUCUAUUCUUUGUGGCAUCUACAAACUUUUUUAAUGUCAAUUUUUAAAAGAGUUGUAAAUUCUUUACAUCAAUUUGACACCUGAUCACCUUGGGGAUAAUACUAUAUUUACAUACCACAGCAGGGCAUUGGUGGAUCAACAUAAAGCACUAUACAAAUAUGAAGUGUUGUCUAUUCCAAGAGUUGGCACUCACAGCAUGUGCAUUCCUCAGGGUUUAUUAAUGAUGCUGUGGGUUGGAGUGGUAGUGAUUGACUUCAGGAAGUAUGCGAACACCAAUACACUACACAUGGUUGCACUGUCAUUUCAGCACUAGGUUUUUUUAAGUUUGAGUUUGUAAAAUGGCUGCCACACCUGUUUAGUGCAAAGCAGAAUUCAGGAGACCCUGAAUUGGGAUAGGAACCCCAAAACUCACUUGAAACUAGGUACAACCUGGCAAUCUGUCAAAUCCAACAAUUUAUGAUGAUCCCUCUCAUCCCAGAGUCCAGCUCUACCUUUUUAGUUGUCUACACUGUGUGCAAAGGGGUGGGGUGUUUGGAGUGUAGUUAAAGGGAUGGAAUGGAUGUGUGUGUUUACCUUAGAACUGCAAUGGGAGGGCUUGUUAGAGGUUUUAGGUCCUAAAUAAAUCCACUUUUUUUUAGGAGAGGAACAGCCUAGUUUUACAAGGCAUGUACUCAUUAAAUAUUGGUGUGCAAAUUAUCUAUAGAUACUUGUACUGUGUUUUUAAAGAAUGGAUCAAAUCAUUGCAGAGAUAAACAUCUUCAAUUUGAACUGCAUACCAUCCCACUGCACUUGGGUCACACAACCUACCUAUGUUAAUUGUUUUACUUCAGCUUUCUCCUACUGUCUGAAUCUUCCUGUCAGAACACAACACAAUUCCCCACUUCAUCCCCUGACUUUGGUACUUUACUGUGAAUCUUAUGCAUGGUAUUUUUUUUUUUUAAAGUGGUGACAGUUUUGUAAUAACUGGGGUUUGGAGGAGGAGGUUUCCUCUGUCUGUCCUCUCUCCUUAGGAACCAUUUGGUAUUUGUAUGUUUGCUGAUGGCUGGAAAUGUAACAGCGAGUUUAUUCUUGGAUGGUCUCGUCCUUGGAGAAUCACUACAGCUAUAUUGCCAUUUGAUAUAUGUAAAUUUUUUUUUCCCUGCUUCUA